Messenger RNA from Scaptodrosophila lebanonensis, 2098 nucleotides. Its product is annotated as TOM1-like protein 2. Gene Ontology annotation, biological process: signal transduction. The transcript has 6 exons. The coding region runs from base 156 to 1721 and encodes 521 amino acids. Gene Ontology annotation, cellular component: endosome; membrane. NCBI's taxonomy places the organism in Eukaryota, Metazoa, Arthropoda, Insecta, Diptera, Drosophilidae. Gene Ontology annotation, molecular function: ubiquitin binding; phosphatidylinositol binding; clathrin binding. The record is from RefSeq and is a predicted model, not a curated record.
UACUAUUUUGGUAUUAUACAGCACCAUGUUUAAGGCUCAUGAGAGAGAGGCACUCAUAACAGCAAGUGCACCCAAAGCAGAUGUAAGCGCGUAAAGAGUUGAGCUCCAGCGAAACCAUAACAAACAUAAUAUUAAACAAUAGGAAGUGCAAUAAAAUGGCCUCAUUUUUCAACGUUGGAAGCCUCGGAAAUGUAUUUUCCACUCCCGUGGGACAGCGUAUAGAACAAGCAACCGAUGCGGGUCUGGCAUCCGAAAACUGGGCUGCCAAUAUGGAAAUCUGUGACAUGAUCAAUGAGUCCUCAGAUACGGCGCGCGAUGCUAUGAAGGCGAUACGCAAACGCCUGUCACAGAAUGCCGGAAAAAAUAACCAGGUUAUUAUGUAUACACUAACUGUGCUGGAGACGUGCGUCAAAAAUUGUGGCAAGGCAUUCCAUGUGCUAGUGGCCCAAAAGGACUUUAUACAGGAGCUGGUUAAGCUGAUUGGGCCAAAAAACGAUCCGCCAGCCAUUGUACAGGAGAAAGUGUUGAGUCUGAUACAAAUAUGGGCGGAUGCAUUUAAGAACCAACCCGAUUUGAAUGGAGUGACGCAAAUGUAUAUGGAGCUAAAGAAUAAGGGUAUAGAGUUUCCGCCCACAGACUUGGAUGCAAUGGCGCCCAUUUAUACGCCCCAGCGGAGCGUUCCUGAGAUGCCUGUCCAGCUGCACCAGCAAACAAUAUCCCCUCAACAUGCGGUCGCCAUGCCAGGAGUUGCGGCGCCAGUGGCCACUGGCCCUCUCACUCUCACGCCUGAGCAGACAGCAAAACUGCGCUCCGAGCUCGAGGUAGUUAACAACAAUAUGUCCAUACUGGGAGAGAUGCUAAGCGUGCUCAAGCCGGGCCAGGAAGAGCCGGACGACUAUGUACUGCUGAAUGAGCUGACUGCUACCUGCAAGGAAAUGCAGUCGCGCAUUGUUGAUUUGAUAGGACGCGUUCAGGAAGAUGAACUAACUGCCGAAUUCUUGCGCAUCAAUGAUGAGCUUAACAACUUAUUUUUGCGCCACCAGCGAUAUGAGAAGAACCGUUCUCACAAUAACAGUGCCGUUAGUUCGCCCUCUGCAGUUUUGGGUGCUGCGAUGGGAGUACCAGCGGCGGCAGCAUCAGCCACUUCAGGAGCAACAAACGCAGCUACGGCCACUAACACACCUAAAAGUGAUCAACUGCUGAUCGAUCUGAUCGAAAGCAGUGAGGAGAAAUUGCCGCAAAGCAUUGGCCAAUUGAAUUUGGGAGCUUCCGCCAGUGUAGGCGGUGCCGCCAGUGUCAGUAGAGAUGAGUUUGACAUGUUGGCGCAGUCACGCACCGAUGGCAAUCACAAAAGUGAUUUGUUGCGCGACAUUCCAUCAGUUGAUGCUGCGGCUGGCAGUGUGGCUGCUUCGGGGACAUCUCCUUACAAACAACGUGGAGCCGGCGAGCCGCCGGUGGUAAGUAAAUCGACGAAAGAGAAUGAAAUCGAUGAAAUGGAGGCGUGGUUGGGCAGCUCAAAAGACAUAGAUGGCAUUGAAGAGCUGACCAGCUCCGAGUUUGACAAAUUUCUCGAGGAGCGCGCAGCGGCUGCCGAAAAUCUUCCAACCAUCCAAGGAUCCAACAACGCCGCCACCAGCAAUCCCACCACUGCGGUAACCGGCGAAAGCUUAAGGAAGACGCCAAAGAAACCAGCUGCUGAUGAUGAUCUGCUUGCGCUUUGAGUGGCCAGAGCUGCGACUCUAAGGCUGAUUGUUUUGCUCUUUUUAAUGUUACACACCCUUUCGCAUACACAUAAUAUAUUAGCGUACAUACAUACAUAUAUAUAUACUAUAUACAUAUAUACUUAUGUACAAUUCAAAUGCUUUAAUUUUGAACCGAUGUUUUGUUAUUAAUUUGAGAAAUUCCAAAAAUCUGAAACUAACUUAUUCCAAAACGCGAUCUUAAAUUUUCUGUCUCUAAUUGUAAGUCAUACACGAUAAUGUAUUAUGUUUAACGUCGUAUUGUUGUUUAUUUAUACAUGGGAUACAUAUACAUACAUAAAUUAAAAACUAAUUUAUUACAAGAAGAAAAACAUAAAAAAUAUAUAUAUAUACAAGCA